UUUCCCUUAAUAAAUAUGUCGCUUCCGCUUCCGGCUCCCGGUUCCCGCGUCUCCCGCAAAUUGCAAUUACCGCUGAUGAGAGUAAUUGGCAGUUGAGGCAGAACCAGCACAGAAGGAAGAGAAAGCCCGAAGCCAUCCUGUUAGGACCACAAGGACUAUGGAACCCCAGGAAGCCACUCCAGACAGCCAGUCCGAGGACAGCAAUGCUUUGGAUCUGCCAUCAGCUUCUGAUAUAAGAGACUACGUGGUACAGAAAUCCAGGCAGGAAGCCAACAGUGGGACUUUCAGUUCUGUAGAAGCCCUUUCUUUUCCUCAUUCUUCUGAUGUGGAUCCAGACAACACUAACUUAAAUACUGAGCAAAAAGAUUCCUGGACCUCUGAGAACUCCUGGCUUGACUUUUCAGUGAAUGACCACGUAGAAAUCGAGAGAGAAGAUGAUGAACUUCGGAAAUCCUUGGAUACAUUCUAUGAAAUGUUUAGCCACCCACAGCCAACCUCUGGAAAUUCACUCUCCACAUCUGUCUGCCAGUGCCUGACUCAGAAAAUCAAUGAACUGAAAGACCAGGAGAACCAAAGGUAUGCCCUCCGCAGUUUCCAGAUGGCCCGGGUCAUCUUCAACCAGGAUGGCUGCUCAGCGUUACAGAAGCACUCUAGGGAUGUCCAUUUCUACCCAUCGGGGGAAGGAAGCAUGUCUCUGGAAAAUGAAAAGGAGACCCCAGGACUUUCAAAAGAUGUUAUUCAUUUUCUCUUGCAGCAGAAUGUGAUGAAAGACCCAUGACCGGAGCCUGGUAGAAGAGGCAGGCAAAACAAGAUAUGGAGGGGAAGCCAUGUGGCCAUUGCUAUCUGUGUGCUACCCAGACUCUCUAGCCGAUGCUGUGUACCUGACCACCCUCCCCACCACCACCACAUACACACAGGCCUGACGUCUGAGCCAAUUCAUCCCCUGUGGAGACUCAGCAGUAUCUGAGAGCUCCCAUAGCUACUUCCCAUGCUACCCUGCUACUCCCUUUGACUGAAGACCAAUGGCUUAUUGGUUUGAAGGCUCAAAACUCAGCCACUUUGCUUCACAAAAGAACAUGCACUGAGGCAUUUUUUAUUUUCCACAGCUCCACUCCAUAUCAACCAAGGUGGGGCCUUAACAAGAAAGCACUCCUUUGCUCGAUUCCUUUCCUUUACCUGUCCUCCUUUUUCUAUUCUUUUAUGUCUUCCAGAAGCCUUUCUUAUUCCUAUUUAUUAAUGAGAAAGAUAGAUAGGAGGAGAGAGAGAAAGAACCAGACAUCACAUGUAUUGCUGGGGAUUGAACUCAGAACCUCAUGCUUGAGAGUCCAAUGCUUUAUCCACUGCACCACCUCCCGGACCACCAGUUCUUUAGUAAAUCUCUUAUAUCAGAAUUGUUGGCUCAGUGUCUUCUUAUGACAGAACUCAAUCUAAAAAAAACUCAAUUCAGCUUGAUGACUCGCCUGAAGACUACAAAUUCCUAUGCUGAAUCAAAUGUAGGGAUUGUGCCAAGUUGUAAAACUGCAACCAUGUGAUUAAGAACAUAUAACCCAAAAUAAUAUAAAGACUUACAUAUGACUCCCAAAAGCAUAUCACAUCUUAAUUAUACUGUGGCCACUCUGAAGCCAGAAUACUGUGUUUUAUAAUACUAACCAAAUUGAGAAGGAACAUUUGGACCAUCUUAAGUAACAGCUAACAUUCACAAAUUAAAAAAAAAAAAAUUUCAUCUUCAUCAGAUUGCAAAUGUGAGAGGUGAGAAGAAAACAAAUGAAUGCCACCCACAAAGUGUGUGUAAGCUCCAUUAUGAUAUUCAAGGCUGACAAAAUUG
Messenger RNA from Erinaceus europaeus (western European hedgehog), 1825 nucleotides. RefSeq names its product shieldin complex subunit 1 (gene SHLD1). Bases 158 to 778 code for a protein of 206 amino acids. Gene Ontology annotation, biological process: negative regulation of double-strand break repair via homologous recombination; positive regulation of double-strand break repair via nonhomologous end joining; positive regulation of isotype switching. Lineage: Eukaryota; Metazoa; Chordata; Mammalia; Eulipotyphla; Erinaceidae. The record is from RefSeq and is a predicted model, not a curated record. Gene Ontology annotation, cellular component: site of double-strand break. The transcript has 4 exons.